Hibiscus syriacus is the source of this 1418-nucleotide messenger RNA. Its product is annotated as protein SET DOMAIN GROUP 41-like. The annotation marks the transcript as partial. NCBI's taxonomy places the organism in Eukaryota, Viridiplantae, Streptophyta, Magnoliopsida, Malvales, Malvaceae. The transcript has 4 exons. Gene Ontology annotation, molecular function: protein binding. The record is from RefSeq and is a predicted model, not a curated record.
UUCCCCUCUCCUUUCCCUUCACGAUUCUUUCCUCUUCCCAUUGUUCCUCUUGCUUCUCCCCCCUCUCUUCCCUCCCGCGUCCCUCUUUACUGCUCCGCCGCCUGCUCCUCCUCCCAUUCCCCCAUCCCUUCCUCCUCCGCAGAAUCGCUCCUCCCUCCUUCCUCACCCCUCUCAUCCGCUCUCCGCACCGCUCUCCGCCUACUCCUUUCCCUCCCCUCCCUCUGGCCCCACCUCCACCGCUUCAACAACGGCCUCCUCACUAACUACCAUCUGCUUUCCUCAUCUCCUGAGUUCGCCACCCAAAUCUGCCAGGGAGCAAUUGCUAUCGCCACCUCUUGGAAAUUACGAAACGGAGACAGUGUUCUAGACCAAAGCGACGGCGUUUUACUGGAAGAGGCCGUCUUAAGCUUAGUCCUUAUCAAAGCCGUGGAAGUUCAGGACGAGGCCGGCCGUUGUCUAGGAAUCGCCGUAUACGAUCCUAACUUUUCAUGGAUCAAUCAUAGCUGUUCGCCUAACUCAUGUUUUCGGUUCUCUGUUUCCCGUCCCAAUGCUACCUCGUUUGGGGAGGACUCAAGCUCCUCGCUACGGAUUGUUCCUAGCGUUUCAGAUGAUGACUCUUGUGUUUGUAUCUGUUCUGAUUACAUGAAAGGAACCAAGGGAUACGAAUAUGGUCCGAAAAUAAUAGUGGGGAGUAUUAAGAGAAUCAAGAAAGGGGAGGAAGUUUGUGUUUCAUACACUGAUUUGCUUCAACCGAGGGCAAUGAGGCAAUCAGAUUUAUGGUUUAAAUAUCAGUUUACUUGUUCUUGUAGGCGAUGCACCAUGUCUCCCUCUUAUGUUGAUCAUGCAUUAGAGGAAUUGGCUUCCAAUCUGUUCUCUUCAAGCUUGCAUUUUGAUUUCGAUCUUUAUAGGGAUGAAGCAAAUAAAAAGUUUUCUGAUUACGUCGAUGAAACUGUUACCGGGUUUCUAUCAGUUGGUGAUCUUGAGUCCUUCUGUAUGAAGCUUGAGAGUGUGCUGAGCCUAGAUCUUUAGAUUGAGCAAUUAGAACACGGGGAUGGAAAAUCACAUCUCAAUGUCAAGUUUCAUCCCUUUCACCAUAUUGCUCUCAGUGCUUAUACGACACUCACUUCUGCAUAUAGAAUACGUUCAUCUGACGACUUAGCCCUACAUUCAAGAACAGAUGAAUCUCAAUUCAAAGCUUUUGACAUGAGUAGGAUCAGUGCAGCUUACUCUGUUGUUGGCAGGUGCAACUCACCAUUUGUUUUCUUUGGAAUCUUCUUUGAUUGUCUGCUGCAAAUUUCUGGAAGCAAGCAGGGGAGUCUUUAUUAACCCUUGCUAGAAACUGUGUAUGGAACUCGUUGGGGUUGCCCGUCUCAGAACUCUCGACAAUUGUGAAGUAUAUAUGCUCCAAGUGCUCAUUG